Dipodomys ordii (Ord's kangaroo rat) is the source of this 838-nucleotide messenger RNA. It is a transcript of the gene Prrg4, whose product is annotated as proline rich Gla (G-carboxyglutamic acid) 4 (transmembrane). The transcript has 3 exons. Bases 1 to 414 code for a protein of 137 amino acids. NCBI's taxonomy places the organism in Eukaryota, Metazoa, Chordata, Mammalia, Rodentia, Heteromyidae. The record is from RefSeq and is a predicted model, not a curated record.
AUGACAUUUUGGCAGGAAUAUUCAAUUAAAGGACCAACCACAAAAUCAGAUGUUAACAGAGAGAAAAUUGAUGUUAUGGGUCUUCUGACUGGACUAAUUGCUGCUGGAGUAUUUUUGGUUAUUUUUGGAUUACUUAGCUACUAUUUUUGUAUCACCAAGUGUAAUAGACAACCAGACUUGUGUUCUUCAGCUAUGUAUGCAAGAAGCAACCACCACACUCCUUCCAUCAUUUUCAGAAGACCAGAGGAGGCUGUUUUGUCUCGAUCACCAUCGUUAGAGGACACAGGAUUACCUUCUUAUGAACAGGCAGUGGCACUGACCAGAAAACACAAUGUCUCACCUCCACCACCAUAUCCUGGGCCACAGAAAGGAUUUAGGGUAUUUAAAAAGUCUAUGUCGCUCCCAUCUCACUAAGCCCACCUCACCAUCUUGCUCUAGGAAACACAUGUUUUUGAAUAGCUUGUUUUCCCUGAACCAAAAGGACAAAAGGUCUGUUUUUAGCUCUUCAUUACAGACAGUGAAGAAUAAAGGAUGAAUAAGCACUUGAAUGGCAUCAGGGAUCCAUUUGCAUCUUGAAGCUGAACUUGAUCAGUUGGAUAAUGAUAAGACUUUGACUCCCGAUCUUUGAAGAUAAAAGAAAAACUACAUUUGUGUAAUGAGCUUUUGGUUGGUUGGUUUUUGUUUUGUUCUUGGUGCUAAGGAUUAAACCCACGACCUUGAGCGACUCCACUAUUGAGCUACAGUCACAGCCUCUAAAAUAUGUAUCUUAAUGGUUCAAAACCUUUCAUGAGGCUGGGAAAAUGGCUUAAUGGUAGAGUGUUUGCCUAGUAUGCAUGAA